Messenger RNA from Propithecus coquereli (Coquerel's sifaka), 414 nucleotides. It is a transcript of the gene OXT, whose product is annotated as oxytocin/neurophysin I prepropeptide. Gene Ontology annotation, molecular function: neurohypophyseal hormone activity. NCBI's taxonomy places the organism in Eukaryota, Metazoa, Chordata, Mammalia, Primates, Indriidae. The transcript has 3 exons. Bases 37 to 414 code for a protein of 125 amino acids. Gene Ontology annotation, cellular component: extracellular region; secretory granule. The record is from RefSeq and is a predicted model, not a curated record.
ACCAGCCACCGACCUCAGACCUAGCGCGCCGGCACCAUGGCAGGCCCCAGCCUCGCCUGCUGCCUUCUCGGCCUCCUGGCGCUGACCUCCGCCUGCUACAUCCAGAACUGCCCCCUGGGAGGCAAGAGGGCGGCGCUGGACCUCGAAGUGCGCAAGUGCCUCCCCUGCGGCCCUGGGGGCAAAGGGCGCUGCUUCGGGCCCAGCAUCUGCUGCGCGGACGAGCUGGGCUGCUUCGUGGGCACGGCCGAGGCGCUGCGCUGCCAGCAGGAGAACUACCUGCCGUCGCCCUGCCAGUCCGGCACGAAGCCCUGCGGGAGCGGGGGCCGCUGCGCCGCCGCCGGCUUCUGCUGCAGCUCGGACGGCUGUAAGUAUGACCUCGACUGCAACCCAGAACCUGCCUUCUCCCAGCCUUGA